UCCCGCGGCUCGGCGGGCACUCCCGGCGGCCGGCCCGGCUCCCCGGGCUGCGGGGGCAGCGCCGCGGGGCCAUGGGCAACGGCACGGCCGGACCCCCGCCCGCCGCCGGCCACAGCAUCGCCGCGCUGGUGCUCGGCAUCCUCCUCAUCCUCCUCAUCGUCGGCGGCAACGGGCUGGUCUGUCUGAGCGUGUGCACCGAGCGGGCGCUCAAGACGACCACCAACUACUUCAUCGUCAGCCUCGCCGUGGCUGACCUGCUGCUCGCCCUCCUCGUCCUGCCCCUCUACGUCUACUCCGAGUUCCAGGGAGGUGUGUGGUCCCUGAGCACGGUGCUGUGUGAUGCCCUGAUGACCAUGGACGUGAUGCUGUGCACGGCGUCCAUCUUCAACCUGUGUGCGAUCAGCGUGGACCGGUUCAUCGCCGUCCAAGUCCCACUCAACUACAACCGGCGACAGAUCGACCUGCGGCAGUUGAUCCUUAUAUCCACCACCUGGAUAUUCGCCUUUGCUGUAGCAUCUCCUGUCAUAUUUGGCCUCAACAACGUCCCAAACCGGGACCCCAGCCUGUGCCAGCUGGAGGAUGACAACUACAUCGUGUACUCCUCCAUCUGCUCCUUCUUCAUCCCGUGCCCCGUCAUGCUGGUGCUGUACUGCGGCAUGUUCCAAGGACUCAAGCGCUGGGAGGAGGCCAGGAAGGCCAAGCUGAGGGGCUGCAUCUAUGGGGCCAACAGGAAGCUGUACCACCCCCCGACCUUCCUGGAGAGGGAGCAGAGCCGGCUGGGGCCGCCGGAGUGCAGCCCCUACAGCCUCACUGGGCUCCCUGGGGACUGUGGGAUGAGCAAUGGGAUCCAGACUGUGUCCUACCCGCACCUCAGGUACCCACAGCCGGGGCACGGGCGGAAGCGGGCCAAGAUCAACGGCCGGGAGCGCAAGGCCAUGCGCGUGCUGCCGGUGGUUGUCGGUGCUUUCCUCUUCUGCUGGACACCUUUUUUUGUGGUGCACAUUACCAGGGCUCUCUGCAAGUCCUGUGCCAUUCCCACUCAAGUCACCAGCACUGUCACUUGGCUGGGCUAUGUCAACAGUGCUCUCAACCCCAUCAUUUACACCGUGUUCAACGCUGAGUUCAGGAACUUCUUCCGCAAAGUCUUGCACCUCUUCUGCUGAGCCCUCUGGGACUGGUGGGGAGGAGGAACCUCCAGGGAGCAGGAACCACCAGGUGAUUUUUUGUAUAGUUCAUUAAAGAUCUAUUUCUGUCCCUG
Messenger RNA from Empidonax traillii (willow flycatcher), 1258 nucleotides. RefSeq names its product dopamine receptor D4 (gene DRD4). Gene Ontology annotation, biological process: adenylate cyclase-activating adrenergic receptor signaling pathway; adenylate cyclase-inhibiting dopamine receptor signaling pathway. Lineage: Eukaryota; Metazoa; Chordata; Aves; Passeriformes; Tyrannidae. The coding region runs from base 72 to 1163 and encodes 363 amino acids. Gene Ontology annotation, molecular function: G protein-coupled receptor activity; dopamine neurotransmitter receptor activity, coupled via Gi/Go. The record is from RefSeq and is a predicted model, not a curated record. Gene Ontology annotation, cellular component: plasma membrane. The transcript is spliced from 4 exons.